AUGGUAACAAUUGUUGAGGCCAUCGACUUCUCCACGCUGCAGGAGAAGUGUCGGGUGGACCUGCUGGACUCUGUCGUGCAGUUGACCCGCCACGGCAAAACACUGCCAAAGAAGGGGGUAACAGUGGAGGCGCCGAACCUGCCGUCGUGUACGUUUGCUGCAACCGUCUCGCACUCUGUGAAGAAACAGCAGAGCCAAGACGAGUCGACGGUGCAGAGGUACAUUUCUGAGGAAGAGGCAACACGAGAGCGGGAGCUGCAGGCUGUUUCCACCACUUACUUUAAAAAAUAUCAUCCGAAGUUUGAAGGGGCACUACCGCGCUCAGAACCUUUUCGCGAUGCACGCGAUCGCAAUGAGUUGGUAGGGAGGGAAAAGGAUUUUGUGCAUCGCUAUGCAGAGGCCGCGACGAAAUCAUCUAUUGAGCGGGAAGUUGGAGACGAUGUGCCGACACAAUGCGCAAUAGAGGCAUACACUAAGGCGUUUCGCGCGUACAAGGGACGGAACCCUACCAAAAAGGAGCUGGAUGAGGUCGAAAGGCUGUGGUUCGCCGUUAAAGGAGACGGUACGGUGGGCGUCAUUCAAAAAAAACAUUUUUACGGUCCACACUGUCAUGUAUCUAUUUGCAAUCGUCGCCCGGCACACUGUCCGAACCAGGUUUACAAGGCAGAGCUGCCACCUGUGCGCGGGGCGCGGAGCCGCUUUCCUGGACCCAUUCCUGUAUGGUCCUCAACACAAAACACGUACACGUUGGUGGCCGGUGACACACAUGUCCCGGGUUUACACAACGUCAGCAAGUUUGGACCAGCAACAUGUUAG
Messenger RNA from Trypanosoma rangeli, 816 nucleotides. RefSeq lists its product as uncharacterized. The record is from RefSeq and is a predicted model, not a curated record. NCBI's taxonomy places the organism in Eukaryota, Euglenozoa, Kinetoplastea, Trypanosomatida, Trypanosomatidae. Bases 1 to 816 code for a protein of 271 amino acids. The transcript has a single exon.